This is a messenger RNA of Plasmodium vinckei vinckei, 3891 nucleotides long. RefSeq names its product cytoadherence linked asexual protein 9, putative. NCBI's taxonomy places the organism in Eukaryota, Apicomplexa, Aconoidasida, Haemosporida, Plasmodiidae. Bases 1 to 3891 code for a protein of 1296 amino acids. Gene Ontology annotation, biological process: adhesion of symbiont to microvasculature. The record is from RefSeq and is a predicted model, not a curated record. The transcript has 8 exons.
AUGGUGUUAUUUCGUAAUAUAACGGAGGUGGCCCUGAUCGUAUUGGGGGUUAUAAUUGGGAAUGCAUUUUGCCAUUCCGUUGAAGAUAAUAUUAAUGAACUAAAGAAAAUGAUUGAUAACAAAGACUUAUAUGAUAAUUUAAUGGAAUUGCAACGUGAAUUAAUAAAAUCGUUAGAAUCAGAUAAAGUAAAAUUUCCAAAAGCAACGAGUGAAUCUAAGAAAUAUAUUGAUACAUCUAAGUUUAAGAUAAUAAAAUGUAAUGAUGCUGAGAAUGGUGACGAUGGUGUUGAAUGCAUUGUACCAGAAGAGCAAACAAGUUUGGAGGAUAUAAUAAAAUAUGAGAAUAUUGCAAAAUCUGAGGGUAUGAAGUUGUACAAGCGAGAGGAUUCGAGUUUGAUUAAGAGAAAGAUGAUACUUAUAAGAAGUUUAAAAGUAGCAAAAGUUAUGACUUUGGGUAUGGAUUUGUAUAAAGAAACGGGUGAUUUGAAAAAGGCUCUAAAUGCGGUGGAUGAUGUAUUAUAUGGUGAAGUGGGAUCAAAGAAUAAGGGGGAUGAGGUGGUAAAUAAAAAUGGUGGAUACUUGGAUAUAUUGAUGCAUAAUGUUGAUAAGCAAGCGUUGUUUGAUAUGAAUGACGGGUUUUUUACAACAGACGGAAGCUUUGAGUUUGGGGAUAAUUUGGAGCGUAUCGCUAGACAAUACCGCAUGGGGUUGUUUCAGUUGAUCGGACCACACUUCCCAGCACUCGGACACCUCGUCAUGCUUUCGUUGGCUAACAAAAACUAUGAAAACUUUUUCGAAAAUGGAAAGAGCCAUUUUAUAAGUUGGCAAAAACUUCUGAGUUUCAACAUGUCGGACAGAUUCAACGCACUUGACUUAAUGUGUAAUGUCGAAGGAAAAUAUGAUAUAUCCCAAAAAAGAAGAAUAACUUAUUUAGAGCAAAAUAGAAAGGCGGUAUUUGAUGAAUGCAAUAUUUUAGAAUUUUUAAUUCAUCAUUUUAAUAAGUAUCAAUUGUCUUUAAUUUCAAAGACUUAUAAUGAUGAAUUUAAAUCGUAUUAUCUUUUAGAACACAAAGAUAUGAAAGAAGAGUUUUUUAGAUUUAUGUGUGGUGAUUCGAAGAAUUGUAAUAUAUACAAUAGCGACAUUUUCUUGGACAAUGGUAUUGAUGAUAAUAAAGCUGUAUUGAAAAAUGUGAGCUCAUUUAACGUAAAUGCACCUUUCAAUGUGAAGGACAAUUUUGAUGUUUUUGCGCACAAUUAUUUGGAUUUUUACCCGAACCAAAUUGUGUACAUGCACUUCUACAACUUGGUCGGAAUAUUGAAUAACGAAAUUGAGGCCUAUGUGGGUUCUUUGUACCUUCCCGGAUAUUACAAUGCGAUCCAACUUGCCUUUGAUGAUGAUCGAAGUUUGGAGGACCAAUUCAAGAAUUUAGUCAAAUGUGUUACAAAGUGUAAGGAAUAUGACAUAAAAAAUAAAUCCUCGAAUAAGUCAAGGAAAUUAACAUUUAAGGAAGAAAAAAUCAUGUCAAAAUGUAACAUUUGCAAAGGAACUUUCGAUAUUAUAACUUUGAAAAGUGAAUACAGCUUAUCAAUGGUUGAAAAAUUUUAUAAUUAUGUUACAAAAGUAAUUGAAACUCAAUCGUUAGGAAAUAUAGUGACCAAUGAGAAUAUAUAUGAUGAAUAUAACAACCUUUUGUCAAAUGAUUUAAAUUGGUACACAUUUUUGUUUUUGUUCCGAUUAUCAAGCUACAAAAAUAUUCAUGAAGCAAGUGUGAGUGAAGCUAUGUAUAUAGAUUUGAAAGAUGAAGACAAAUUCAUUAAAACAAUGAUGACAGAUAAGUGGUAUCCAUCUGUCAUAAAAAGGGCUUAUACCUUGUAUUUAAGGGGUCACGUAGCUCCAGAUCUCGUAUCAGUGUUGGAAGGCUUGCUAAAACCGGAUAUAAUUGAAAAGAUGAAAAAGUCCAUAGAAUACGUUAUACAUGUAAACUCUUUUAUGCAAUUAGAUUUUUUCCAUGCAUUAAAUGAACCACCACGUGGAACAUACAGAAAAAGCGCUCUAUCUAGGGAUCUUGAAGCUCAAUUUGCUAGUUGGUUUUAUCAAGUGAAUUCAGGAUACUUCUUUUUACAUUAUGAUAAACCAUCUGUAAGAACUGAAUAUUACAAAAAACCAUAUUCACAAAGAUUUGUAGCUCCUAAAUUUGAUGAAUUAGUAGAAAUAUUUAAGAGAUAUAUUCAAAGUGCUUAUGAAUCUUAUUUUAAACAGAGGCAUGUAAAGAAUUUGAUAGAAUCACAUGAUACAUUUAACAUAAAUAAUAAAAUAAUGUUGAUGAGAGAUUCAUAUGAAUUAUACUUAAAGAAUUACAAAGAUAUAAUUUUUUUUGCAGAACCAUUUAUUAUAAAUAAAUAUUUAUCACUAGUUCCAAAAUUGCGCAGAGUGGGUGAAAGGCUUAAUUUUAUAUUUCAUUAUUUGCCAGGAAAUUCUUAUAACUUUUACAAAUAUGGUAUGAUUUAUGGGUUUAAGUUAAACAAUGAAUACUUGAAAGAAAUUGGUGAGGAAUUAGUCUCCGUUUAUAAAGCUAACAGAGCAACAUUCACUGAUGUGACAUUCCUACAGACGCUAUAUUUGUUGUGCAAGAAACUUGAAGCCAGCGCCGGAUCCCACAGGCGCAACGACGCGACGAGCAUAACCAACAUCUACAUGCUAAACGUUUCAAAGCACUACUCGCGAUUAAGUAAAGAGGAAAGAAUUAAAGAAAUUGACGAUAGCAUGAAAUCCAAGUUUUUGGCAAAGACGUUGUAUACCACUCUUCAUACAAUAUUUUCAAUUAAAAUGAACAAGCAAAUGAAUGAGUUGGACAAACAAUAUUCAAAGCCGGAUUUUAUUAGAUUAUCUAUGGAUCAAAGGGCUUAUUUCACGUAUGCGUAUGUAUAUUAUGGUAGCAUAGUUGACACCAUAACGAACAGUUUGAUGCCAUUGUAUGCGAAGAAACCAAUUACACAGUUACGUUAUGGGAAAACUUUUAUUUUUUCGAAUUAUUUUGGAUUUAUGGCACAGAUAUUAGGAAUGCUUAAUCUUAAUAAUAUGAAGAUGCUGUGUGAGCAUCAAGCAAUUACAGCACCGAACAACUAUUCCUUUGAUAAAUUCGUGCAAUAUGAUACAAAAAAAUACUAUUCACUUAUCACAUACUUUUUUGUGCUCAGAAAUUUCGGUUUUGCUAGCAUGCCAUUGGAAUUUUCCUAUUUACUUAGUGAAAGUGUAUUGCUUAGGAAAAGUUUUUUCCAUAUAGCAAUGUUCUAUACUUUGCACGUGGGUUCUCUUUUGUGGUUACAUGGUAGCAGAAUAUUUCCGAAGACGUUUUACGGUGAUCUACAGGAGCAGACGAGUGAUAUGUUUAUAUCAGAGCCACCAGAGAAAGGAAAUGUGCAUGCAUACCACCAAAAUUAUAUAUUCUUCUGCAUUAACAUGUUUACUUUCUAUUUUUCAGCUUACACUCUUUUCCGUUGGUAUGCACAUUAUGCAAACGCUUAUGCCUUGUUUUUUAUGCCAGUAAGAUUUUUCGCUGCUUAUCAUAGACCUGGAUACGAUUGGUUUGCCGGAGGCUUAUUAGAAUGGGUGAAUAAAAUAGCUGUAGAUCCAUUUUUAAGGAUGGUGAACAAAUUUCUACGAAACAUAAAAAGUAGGAGCGAGUACAACGAGAUAAUGAAUGCUCGGAUAAAUGCCAGAAAUUUUAAGAAUUUAAUAGAAGGAAAACGAAGUACUGCAAUAGGUGUUCCGACUAUGUCGGAAAUGGUAGAAUUAAAUAGAUCGAGCUAUACAAUGUAUAAAGAUGAUAACAUAUUCUUUGAGAGUGUAAGUGAGGAGGAAGAAUUCCUGAAUCAAAGGGAUAUAAUAUAA